AUGCUGCGUCCAGCGUGCGCCUUCGCCCUCCUCGCCGGUUCCGUGGAGCCGCUUCAGCUGCUGCCGCCUCGGCAGCCACCGCGCACUUGCCGCGCUGCGGUAUCCUCCGUUGUCUGCACAGCGGCCCAGCGCAGCCUGGCUCGCGACCUGAGUGAGGAGCAAAGGGCGGCCGCCGGCGUGCCCAAGGUGGCGCCUUCUGCGGCCGAGCACGCCCAGGUGCUGUUGGCGGACCUCAUCGCCGUCGAGGAGCUGAGCGGUGCCGCGCCCGACACCGAGCUCUUUGAGCGCGCCAUCCGCGCGCACGCCGAGGCGGGCCUGGUGGAGGAGUGCCUCUCGCUGCUGCGGAGGAUGCGGCGCGCGCGCAAGACGCCGUCGCUCGAGAGCUACGCGCUGGUCGUCUCCGCCCUCUCCGCCGCCGGCCGGCCGCGCGAGGCCGCGCGCUGGCUCCGGCGCGUCGUCGAGCCGUCGGUGUCUCAGCUGCUGCUUCGGCGCUCAAAGGCGCCGCCUCGCCGCUCCGAGUACAACCGCGCGAUGGCGGCGUACGGCGCGGCGGGGCUGCCGCACGAGGUGAUGGAGACGCUGCGCACGAUGGUCGGCGAGGGCGAGCACCGCCCCGACCUCCGCUCCUUCAACGCCCUCAUCGCCGCGCACGCCAACGCCGGCGAGCUCGGGCCGCGGCGUCGUCUCCUCCAGGAUCAGACGUCUCGGAGCCUCCUCGGACGCUCCGUAGGCCAGCCGGACCGCGCCGCCGCGGUGAUGGCGGAGAUGCGCCUGGCGCCGAACAUCACCGCGGACAUCCGCGCCCACUCGGCUCUGGUUGAGGCGUUUGCGGUGGCGGGGCGGGUGGCGGAGGCGGCGGGGGCGCUGCAGGCGGCGCGCGACGCGGGCCUCGCGCCGACAGUGGUGACGUACGCGUCUGUGGCCAAGGGGCACGCGAUGCGCGGCGAGUACGAGGCGGCGAGCGGCGUGCUGGACCAGAUGGAGGCGGACGGGGUGGCGCCCAACGUGCCAACCUUCCACGCGCUGCUCUCGGUCUGCGCACGGGCCGGCGAGGCGGACGAGGUCACUUUCUCUUCGAUGAUUUCGCUCUCGCCGGGCGCGUCGACGGCGCCCGCGCGCGCGGCGGAGUGGUUGGGCGCGAUGAAGCAGCUCGGGCUGCAGCCGGACGCGCAGUGCUUCAACAAGGUGCUGGCGUGUUGCGCGCGCGCGCGGCUGCCGGAGCUUGCAGAUGAGUGGCUCGACAAGAUGGAGGUGGCGGGCGUGCCGCCCAACUUGGUGUCGUACUCGACCACGAUCGCCGCGUACGCGAAGACGGCGCAGCCGGACGAGGCGGCGGCCGUGCUGCGCCGAAUGACCGCGCGCGGCAUCGCGCCCGACACGAUCCUGCUCAACCAGCUGCUCGAGUCGCUCGUUCGCGCCAGCCGGCCGGCGCAGGCGGCGGCGCUCCUCUCCCGCUUCCGGCGAGGCGAGCUCGGCCCGCCGCCCGACUGCUGUUCGUACACGAUCGUGCUGUCGGCGCUCGCGCGCGAGGGAGACGUCGCCCGCGCCGCGAGCUGGUUCCGCACCAUGACGGCGGAGGACGGCAUCGCGCCGGACCUGAUGUGCUACAACGGCCUCAUCCGCGGCUUCGCGGGCCAGGGCGAGCUCGACGAGGCGAUGCGGCUAUACGACCGGCUGCGGCGCGAAGGGCUCUCACCGGACGAGUGGACGUACGGGCCGCUCCUCGACGGUGCGCGCGCCGCCCGCGCCUCGCGGCUCGCGCGCUCGCUCGGCGCGCAGAUGCUCGGCCGCUCGCCGCCGGUGCUCUCCUCCUUCUGCUUGGUCGCGCUGCGCCGCUCGAUCGGCGCCUCGGGCCUGCGGGCCGUCUGCCGCGAGUGCGGCGUGCUCGACCAGCCCGCCGUGAGGCAGGCGCUGGGGAAGGCGCCCCUCCAGGGAGCCCGCCGCGGGUGAGGACUCUCAGGUCGUGUGACGUGCGUCGUGCCACGCAGGGAAAUUAGGACCGAUGUCUUGAGAGAGCAUCAGCGUAGCUAGGAGAAAAACAUGUGAGACGGCGCUGCCGAUCCGUC
Emiliania huxleyi CCMP1516 is the source of this 2066-nucleotide messenger RNA. RefSeq lists its product as hypothetical. The transcript has 7 exons. Bases 1 to 1950 code for a protein of 649 amino acids. Gene Ontology annotation, molecular function: protein binding. Lineage: Eukaryota; Haptophyta; Isochrysidales; Noelaerhabdaceae. The record is from RefSeq and is a predicted model, not a curated record.